AUGGAUGAUGAUGUAGAAAUUACUAAGGUGAAUGUGCCUAAUGCUGAACCAGUUGUCAAUGAACAUGUGGAUGAACCUGUUUUGAAUGAGUCAGCUGAGGGUGAUUUUGGUUUGAAUGAACCUGUUAUGAAUGAUGCAACUGAGGAUGAACCUGUUGUGAAUGAUGCAGCUGAGGAUGAACCUGGUUGUGAAGAUGACUUCAGCCAAGAUAGUAACUUUUGUGAGGAUAGUGAAGAGUGUGAUGAGAUGGAUUGGACAUCAGUGUUACCCCCUGAGACAUUAGGUGAAACUUGUAGUGGAGUCAACUUGCCACAUGAAGCUUUAGAUGAAGAAGAUGAGGAACAUUUAUAUACACCCCCUGGUAGUGAUAAUGAAGAAGAUGCAGAAAAGUUUCCAACUUACAAGAGUGGUGAAGGAUGUGAUUUCAAAUUAGGGAUGAUGUUUACAAACAAGGAGAAAAUAAGGGAUGCAAUCAAAGAGUAUGGAAUGGAAAACCAGAAGAAUGUGUUCAUUAGGAAGAAUGAUGCUAGGAGGAUUGUUGUUAAGUGUAUGGCUGGUUGUAAGUUUUAUCUGAGGUUCAGUAAGAGGAAUGGCCAGCAAUUUUGGCAAAUUGUGAGCUAUAUCAGUGAGCAUACAUGCUAUAGGACUGCAGACAAUAGGAAUGCAAAAACACAAUGGCUUGCUAUAAGGUUUGCACAUGUGCUAAGGCAUAGUCCACAUAUGAAGCCAGCUGGACUUGUGGCUGAAGCACUUCAGAGAUGGGGAUGCAAGAUUUCAGCAGACCAAGCAUAUAGGGCAAAAAGAAGGGCAUUAGAUCUAAUUCAAGGUGCUGACUUUGACCAAUUUAGUCACCUAAGAAGUUAUGCAGAGGAGUUGUUGAAGUCCAAUCCCAAUAGCACUAUUGUUAUAAAACCUCUCAUUGGAUUGGAUGCUUGUUUCUUGAAGGGGGGAUAUGGAGGGCAAUUGAUGUCAGCAAUAGGAAGAUAUGGGAAUAACCAAAUAUAUCCAAUUGCAUAUGCAGUGGUUGAAGCUGAAACAAAAGAUUCAUGGGAAUGGUUCUUGCAUCUACUGUUAGAAGACUUAGGUAAAUUCAAUGAUAAAGCUUAUGGGUUUAUUUCUGACCAGCAGAAGAAAAAGAAGCAUUCAGGAUUGGAGCUAAAUCAAGUUAUGUGGGCAGCAGCUAGAGCAACAUCAAUUCCAUUAUGGGAGAGAUCAAUGGAGAAAUUGAAGCUACUAGAUGGAGAUGCAUGGAAGGACAAGAUGGACAUUCCUUCUAAAUUCUGGACAAGGGCACACUUCAAGACCUAUACAAAGGCAAUCCUAGAGCACAGAGACAAGCCCAUCAUAACCUUGUUGGAGGGAAUCAAGCACUACAUCACAAAAAGAAUUACAAAACAAAAGGAUCUAUUACAUGGCUAUGAAGGAGAUAUAUGUCCUAGAAUCCAAUUGAUACUUGAGAGGAACAAAAAGGAAGCACAAGAGUGGACACCAACUUGGCAUGGUGAUGAUGAUCUCUCCAUAUUUGGAGUGACCAAGGGACAAGAUACAUACUGUGUGAAUCUUAAGAGUGAAACUUGCAGUUGUAGAAAGUGGGAACUGUCUGGAAUUCCAUGCUGUCAUGUUAUCUCUUGUAUAUGGAACAUAAAGAAAAAGCCAGAAACUUAUGUCUCCAACUAUUACAGCAAGGUAACUUUUGAGAAGACAUAUGCUAAUAUUGUCUUUCCUACAAAUGGGCCACAACUCUGGCCUAGUGUUGACCAUGUGGUCAUUAGUCCUCCUGUCAUGAGAAGAGCAAUUGGACGGCCAAAAAAGAUGAGAAACAAGGCAGCUGAUGAGCCAGAGAAUCCUCAUGUGCUUUCAAGAAAAUUUGCAACAGUGACUUGCAAGAAGUGUGGACAAACUGGUCACAACAAGAGAACAUGUAAGGGUAAGAGAGCGGCUGAUAGGACAAUACCAAAAGGAGGUAACAAGUCUAAGAAGGCAAAGACUACAACUUCAACAAAGAAGGCAAAGACUACAAAGAAGGGCAAGGAAACCCAAGUUGAAAUUGGACAGGGAUCCCAAGCACCACCAGCUACCCAAGACUGA
Molecule: messenger RNA, 2088 nt
Organism: Vicia villosa (hairy vetch)
Lineage: Eukaryota; Viridiplantae; Streptophyta; Magnoliopsida; Fabales; Fabaceae
Exons: 5
Coding region: 1-2088 (695 amino acids)
Molecular function (GO): nucleic acid binding; zinc ion binding
Source: RefSeq, a predicted model, not a curated record